Molecule: messenger RNA, 3183 nt
Organism: Salvia splendens (bonfire salvia)
Lineage: Eukaryota; Viridiplantae; Streptophyta; Magnoliopsida; Lamiales; Lamiaceae
Product: pentatricopeptide repeat-containing protein At4g21065
Exons: 1
Coding region: 893-2518 (541 amino acids)
Biological process (GO): RNA modification
Molecular function (GO): protein binding; RNA binding
Source: RefSeq, a predicted model, not a curated record
CGAAGUUGCAAAGACUUGCUAUCAAUAUCUUAAGCUUAACAUGUAGUACUUCCGGGUGUGAGCGCAAUUGGAGUGUUUUCGAGCAAGUAAUUAAUUUAGUUACUUCUUAAAUAUUUCUUGAAUUUUCAGCUCUAAUAUUAACAAGAUAUAAUGUGAUAGAUUCAUUCAAAAAAGAGAAAUAGAUGCACGCUUUGGUGUAGGUUAAAUACAACAAAAAUUUGUGUGAAAGACGCAAUAUUAAAGAUAAAAUUGAUCUCAUUUUAUUCAACGACAUUGAUGAGUGUAACGAAUGGUUGUUUGGAGAAUUAGAUGAUGUUGAAGUUGUAAGCACGCCAAUGAUUUGGUUUUUGAUGGCGGUACACUAGACCGGGAAACUGGCUUCGGGAAUUGGAGAGUCUACAACAUAUACUAGGUAAAAAUAAGGAGUUUUUCACAUCAUCUAACUUUGUUCGAGGUUCUAAGAAAGACACAAGGACCGCAGCCACAUAAAGAAAAGGAAGAGAAAAUUGCUGACUGUGGUUGUAGAAAGGAUUCAUGAAGAAGAAUUAGAGCAAGAAGAAGAGGACGAAGCAUUUGAAGGCGAUGAGGAUGACUAUGUUGCGCUUGAAAUGUUAUGUAUAGAUUGCUUGACGUCCAACGCGUGUGGCCUGCCAGCCACCACCUCCAUCAGCCACCCUUCUCUAUUCAAGUUAGUUUGUUGUUGUUCACCUCAAAUUAGGGCUUGGGUUUUUUGUAUUCUGUUUUGUGUUAUUGAAAUUAGAGCUCUAUUGUUUACUGAAUUAAUUCUAAAUCAUUAAUUAGAUGAAGGAACGGAAGUGAAAACAAUCAGGGAGAAAUCAUUCAACGCAAAAGUCACUAAAUUUCUAGAGCAUCAUCAAUUACGGACUUUGGAAUGCCAUUCAAAAAAAAUCUUUUCCCAAAUAAUCAAUUUGUUAUUCUUAAGCAACUACCGGAAUCAUCCCUGCCGCUGCUAAGUCUUCAGAGAAGAUUCAGUUGUUCAUCGCAAUCUGAUUCUUCCAACUGGGUUCAACACAACCAAUUGUUUCAAAGGCACCCCAGGUUGCAACUUUUCGAGAAAGGAUGGAUGAAAACACUUCAUCAUCUCAAGCAAUUUGUUGCUUACAUAUUUGUAACGGGUGUUCACCGCAACCCCUUCAUCAUUAGUCGCAUACUCUAUUUGAGCUUGGUUGAGUCAGAAGAAUGUAACCAUACCGAAAAUUCAGAGUUUGGAAUUCAGAUCUUCAGUAGGAUCGAAAGACCCAAUAUUUUUUCCUGGAAUACACUGAUUAGAUUCUUCGCCGGGUUAGAUCCCAUGAUUGCUCUUCAUUAUUACACGAAAAUGGUUAGAGAAAGAAUACUCCCUGACAGAUAUACAUUCACAUUCUUGCUCCAGGCUGGUGGGCCUAGUUUGGAUCUGUUUUUCGUGAAACAAGUUCAUUGCCAUGCGCUGAAAUUCGGUUUCGAUCACAAUUUGUAUGUUCAGAAUUCCGUACUCAGUGCCUAUGCAAUUCGGGACUCGGCAAUGGAUGCACGGAGUGUGUUCGAUGAAAUGUCAAACAAAGAUGUCGUUACAUGGACGAGCUUGAUAUCAUGGCUCGUCGCGCAUUCCAAUUACAUGGAAGCACUUCGAGUUUUCAAAGAUUUGAUGGCCGAUGACUGUCAAUCACAUCCAAAUGUUGUCACCACCAUCUCUGCAAUGUCAGCUUGUGGUGGUCUAGGAUAUGCGAAUCUUACUAAAUGCUUCCACACUUUAUUAGAGAAGGCUGGAUGGAUGGCAACUGACGUUUCCAUUUCUAAUUCCCUGAUUGAUGCCUAUGCAAAAUGUGGAGAUUUAAGCAACGCAACUAGUGUUUUCGAUGAAAUUCAGAAUGUGAAGAAGGAUUUGUAUUCUUGGACGGCCGUUAUCACAGCAUAUGGUAUGCAUGGCCGAGGACUAGAUGCACUGUGUGUGUUCUCUCAAAUGGAUCCACUCCACGGACUUGCACCCGAUGCUGUGACCCUUGUCGCGAUUCUUUCGGCAUGCGCACACUCUGGCCUGCUCGACCAAGGUUUGUGCAUUUUUGAGUUGAUGUGGAGAAGGUACAAGAUUAAGCCUGACCUUCGUCACUAUGGAUGCAUUGUUGAUCUAUUGGGAAGAGCUGGGAUGAUUAAACGAGCUUACAGUAUUGUUGAGAGCAUGCCGAUGGAGCCUAAUCUGGCUGUAUUGGGAUCUUUGCUGAGUAGUUGUAGGCUUCACAAUGAGUUGGAGUUUGGUGAAGCUGUUUUAAGAAAGAUCGAGCUUUUGAAAGAGAUGGGAGGAGCCUCGGUGCUCAUAUCUAAUAUGUAUGCUAGUAAGAACGAAUGGGAUAGAGUGGUUAACGUACGAAACAAAAUGAGAGAUGGAAUGAAAGGAAAGAUUCCUGGUAGAAGUUGGAUUCAGGAUAAAGAUGCAGUUCAUGAGUUUGUAGCAAGAAAUGAUGUUGAUCCACAACUGCACAUGGUACUUCGAAGUUUGGAAAAGCUCUCUACAUUGCUGUAAGUGUUUUAGUAAUGUCCUCUAUUUGAGUACAAUUUUGUUAAGGUAAUAAAACAUCUUGUUCAGACCAGCCAUUUACCAGCAAUUUAGUUGCUGUUGAAAUAUUUGUGUAUAGUGAACGAAAUAGUAGGCAUUCUUUUCUGUUUUGCUUUCAAGCUGAUUGAAUAUGUAAUUAUGUAUACCAACUUAAAGAAAGGGCAAUUUGAUAGUUGAAUUCAUGUUCAAAAUUUUAAAUUCAUGAUCACAGGUGGAAAUCCAUUCCAGAUUCACUACUUAAAUUGUAGUAUAACUGUACAAGUAUGAAGAAAGAAACCAUUAUUUUCUGUUGUAAUUUUUGUUGAGUAGUCGAUUUCAAACAUGAAAAAAGAAACCAUAUUUGUUCAAGACCAAGCUGCUUUUUUUUCCUUUCUUAUUUCCCUACUUGUCCUAGACUGUUGGGCAAGACUGGAAAAGGUACAGUUAAAGGAACAGGUAAUAGCAUUACUUCAUAACUCUGAAUUCUGACAAAACAAUAGAUUGAUUACUACUUCUUCUCUGUAUAUAUAGACUGAAGUUAAGGGUACUCUGAGACCAAAACAUAGAUUGAUUACUAUUCUAGUAAAAAAGGAAUAGGCAUUUUCAAUUGUCCCCGGCCUUUCUGCAGUUUAUAAUAUGUUAUCAUAGCACAG